UCCUCCACUCUAUUCCCCAGCUCCACGUCUCCACCCCCUUAUAAAUGCCAUCCUCCUCCUCUCUUGUGCCUCCAAAGGGUCAAGUCUCCCAACGAAACCCAGCGGCAGCAAAGAAGCAAGCAGUUAGCAAGCUCAACCAUGGAGACCAAGUCCUCCUUCCUCACCCUCUUCACCCUCCUCCUCCUUCUCGCCGCCCCCUCCCUCGCCGCCGAUCCCGACAUGCUCCAAGACCUCUGCGUCGCCGACCACAACUCCGCCAUGAAGGUGAACGGAUUCGAAUGCAAGGCGAACGUGACCGAGGAUGACUUCUUCUUCGACGGAUUAGCCUCCGCCGGCGCCACCAACAACACCAUGGGAUCCCUUGUGACGGGGGCCAACGUGGAGAAGAUCCCGGGACUCAACACCCUGGGCGUCUCCAUGUCCCGCAUCGACUUCGCCCCCGACGGGCUGAACCCUCCCCACACCCACCCCCGCGCCACCGAGAUGCUCUUCGUCCUCGACGGCACCCUCGACGUCGGCUUCAUCACCACCGCCAACAAGCUCAUCAGCAAGACCAUCACCAAGGGCGACGUCUUCGUCUUCCCUCGCGGCCUCGUCCACUUCCAGAAGAACAACGGCGCCGAUGCCCCCGCCGCUGUCAUCUCUGCCUUCAGCAGCCAGCUCCCGGGCACCCAGUCCAUCGCCGCCACCUUGUUCGCCGCCUCGCCGCCGGUGCCCGACCACGUCCUCACCACGGCCUUCCAGGUUGGCACCAAGGAGGUGAAGAAGAUCGAGUCCCGCCUCGCCCCCAAGAACAAGUGAGCGAGGGAAAGAUUGCUCUCAUUAUUGCUUUAUGUUUGAUCUUUGGUUUCUGAGAGGAGAGCUGGGGAGAGAAAGGGGCGUUGGAGGUGUAUAUGGUAAUUAAGUAUAAUAAUUUGAUAGCAAGAGGCAAUAUACCGUUUGUUCAUUCUUCAUUCAAUCAUUUCGUAAAAAAAAAUUGUUUCUUUA
Molecule: messenger RNA, 987 nt
Organism: Phoenix dactylifera (date palm)
Lineage: Eukaryota; Viridiplantae; Streptophyta; Magnoliopsida; Arecales; Arecaceae
Product: germin-like protein 5-1
Molecular function (GO): manganese ion binding
Source: RefSeq, a predicted model, not a curated record